This is a messenger RNA of Ananas comosus (pineapple), 2507 nucleotides long. RefSeq names its product pentatricopeptide repeat-containing protein At5g50390, chloroplastic. Gene Ontology annotation, biological process: RNA modification. Lineage: Eukaryota; Viridiplantae; Streptophyta; Magnoliopsida; Poales; Bromeliaceae. Gene Ontology annotation, molecular function: zinc ion binding; RNA binding; protein binding. The transcript has a single exon. Bases 187 to 2313 code for a protein of 708 amino acids. The record is from RefSeq and is a predicted model, not a curated record.
UGAACAACCGUGGCGGAUCUCUCAACGCUCUCCUUCUCCUUCUCCUCCUCCUCCUCCUCAAAGCACCUCCUCCCCCACUGUGAUGCGAACGAAGAACCCUACCAAACCCUACCCACGAUUCCCAUCCUCUCCCGUUAAUCCCUCCUCCCUCAUCUCUCCCACCUCCUCCAUUAGAACUCUCUCUCCAUGGAGCUCUACUUCACCAACCUCUGCAAUUGGUCCUCGGAGCACGCCACUCGGUUCCAGGUAACUUCUCUGUCCUUUUCUUCUUCUUCGGCCAAAAAGAUCGAACCUUUUCUGGGGUUCGAUCCCUUCUUGUUGAGGAAAAAGCUUCCCUUUUGGGGUGGUGUCAAGUGUUGCUCCUCCUCCUCCUCUUUGGAGCGAGGCCUCAAGCCGAAGCCCAUGCCCAGAAUCAAGCCAAUUGUUGAAACCCCAGAGCCAAAAUCGGAUUUUGAUGAUGCCCAUUCGGGGAAAACGGGAUCUUCGUCUCUCUGUGAUCAGAUUGAGAAGUGGGUCUUCUUCGGGAGGUACGAAGAAGCCCUCGAAUUGUUCGAAUUCUUGCGGUGUAAGAGUAAUAUAGUAGUUGGUUCCAGCACGUAUGAUUCGUUGGUGAAUGCGUGCAUCGGUUUGGGAUCGAUCCGAGCGGCGAAGAUGGUGUUCCGCCACAUGCUCGACACUGAUUUUGAGUUCGAUCAGUAUAUGCGGAAUCGGAUCCUGCAGAUGCAUUUGAAAUGCGGCAUGCUCGUCGACGCCCGCCGCUUGUUUGACGAAAUGCCCGAGAGAAGCGCGGUGUCGUGGACCACCAUGAUCACGGGGCUCAUCGACGCCGGCUCAUACGAGGAGGCGUUCGAGCUCUUCCUGCUGACGUGGCAGGAGCAGCUGGAUGCUGGGCCCCGCAUGUUUGCCACUGUUGUUCGCGCAGCGGCGGGUGUAGGCUCUGUUUCUGCUGGCCGGCAGUUGCAUACCUGUGUUGCGAAGAUGGGUUUGUAUGGAAAUGUCUUUAUAUCUUGUGCUCUUAUUGAUAUGUAUAGUAAGUGUGGGUGCAUUGAAGAGGCUCAGUGGGUGUUCGACGAGAUGCCGGAAAAGACCGUCGUUGGAUGGAACAGUAUAAUAGCAGGGUAUGCCCUUCACGGAUACAGUGAGAGAGCCUUAGAGUUGUACUAUGAGAUGCAGAGUUCUAAUGUAAAGAUGGAUCACUUCACUUACUCGAUUGUAGUUAGGAUUUGUGCGCGAUUAGGAUCACUGGAACACGCAAAACAAGCUCAUGCAGGUCUAGUCAGGAACGGUUUUGGGUUUGAUGUUGUGGCUAACACCGCCCUUGUGGAUUUGUAUUGCAAGUGGGGUCGGAUGGACGACGCGAGGAAUGUGUUUGAGAAAAUGCCUAAAAAGAAUGUUAUAUCUUGGAAUGCUCUAAUUGGAGGGUAUGGAAACCAUGGAAUGGGAGAUGAGGCUAUUAAGAUAUACGAGAGGAUGGUCAAAGAGGGAAUGGUUCCUAACCAUGUGACCUUUCUUGCUGUUUUGCAUGCAUGUAGUUACUCUGGUUUGUUAGAGAAAGGGAGGGAGAUUUUUGAACUGAUGGGUCGAGAUCCAAAAACAAAACCUAGGGCAAUGCACUAUGCAUGUAUAAUCGAUCUUUUGGGUCGAGAAGGGCUUUUGGAUGAAGCUUUUUCGAUGAUAAAGAACGCUCCUUUUAGGCCCACUGCAAACAUGUGGGCGGCAUUGCUUACUGCUUGUAGGAUUCACAAGAACUCCGAGCUCGGGAAAUUCGCUGCUGAAAAGCUUUUCGGAAUGGAACCCGAGAAAUUAAAUAAUUAUAUUGUGCUUCUAAAUAUUUACAGCAGUUCGAAUAGGAUGGAGGAUGCAGCGACGGUGUUGGAAACCUUAAAAAGGAAGGGCUUGAGAUUGCUUCCUGCUUGUAGUUGGAUUGAGGUCAGGAAAAAACCUUUUGGCUUUCUCUUUGGGGAUAAGUCUCACCCACAAAGUGUGGAAAUAUAUAGGAGGUUAGAUGAAUUAAUGGAAGAGAUAAAACAAAUUGGGUAUGUUUCUGAUGAAAAAACUUUGCUUCCUGAUGUGGGCGAGAAUGAACAGCGACUGUCAAAGCACCAUAGUGAGAAGUUAGCGAUUGCUUUUGGACUGAUAAACACCCCUGCUUCCACACCCCUGCAAAUUGCGCAGGGCCAUCGAUUAUGUAGUGAUUGCCAUAAUGUGAUUAAGCUCGCCACAAUUGUUACCAAAAGGGAGAUUGUGGUUAGGGACGCAAGCCGAUUUCACCACUUUAGACAUGGGACUUGUUCCUGUGGGGAUUAUUGGUGACUGUAGAUUUCGGAAUUCUUAGUUAAAUGAUCAUACAAGGUUAACUUCUCCAAUUCAUGUUAAUUUCGAGGUAUUUAGCAGUCUAAUCUACUUACAAUAUAUAUGUAUUUUUUUACAAUGAAAUAAUAGCUGAAUGAGCCUUUGUUGUUAAGGAUGUAUCAAAUUACUUUUCUUUCAAAUAUGUAAUUUGUAUA